UUGGGCCCGCCCUCCCAAUCAUGUGAUUCUGGUGUUCCAUUCGCCUCCCAAUCAUGUGAUUCCGGUGUUCCAACCCCCUCCCAAUCAUGUGAUUCAGGUGGUCCAAUCCUCUCCCAAUCUUGUGAUUCAGGUGUUCCAAUCCCUCCCAAUCAUGUGAUACAGGUGUUCCAAUCCCCCUCAUCCCAAUCAUGUGAUUCUGGUGUUCCAUUCGCCUCCCAAUCAUGUGAUUCCGGUGUUCCAACCCCUCCCAAUCAUGUGAUUCAGGUGGUCCAAUCCUCUCCCAAUCUUGUGAUUCAGGUGUUCCAAUCCCCUCCAAAUCAUGUGAUACAGGUGUUCCAAUCCCCUCCCAAUCAUGUGAUUCUGGUGUUCCAAUCCCCUCCCAAUCAUGUGAUUCAGGUGUUCCAAUCCCCUCCCAGUCUUGUGAUUCAGGUGCUCCAAUCCCCUCCCAAUCAU
Molecule: messenger RNA, 453 nt
Organism: Staurois parvus
Lineage: Eukaryota; Metazoa; Chordata; Amphibia; Anura; Ranidae
Source: the annotation of a GenBank genome assembly